This is a messenger RNA of Adineta ricciae, 420 nucleotides long. The record is from the annotation of a GenBank genome assembly. NCBI's taxonomy places the organism in Eukaryota, Metazoa, Rotifera, Eurotatoria, Adinetida, Adinetidae.
AUGGACAGUAGUGGAGUUCAAGGUCUCAAAGGUAGCUGGGAUUACGUCGAUGGUGAGAACUUCGAUGAAUACAUGAAAGAACUCGGUGUCGGCUGGGCCUUACGUAUGACUGCGAAAGGAAUUAAACCUCGUAUCAUCAUUAGUGAGGCCGGUGGUAAAUGGACCUUACGAACAGAGAGUGCAAUAAAAACGGUGACCUAUGAUUUUACGCCUGGCCAAGAAUUCGAUGAAACAACACCUGACGGACGUGAAGUCAAAUCAACAAUUAACUUCGAAGGUAACAAAUGGGUGCAUACAUCGAUCGAUAAAAGCGGUAAAAAAUCAGUCGUUACUCGUUAUGUGGACGAUAAAGGUCAACACAUGAUCGAAAUGGAAUGUGGAUCUGUUAAAGCUCGUCGUUGGUACAAACGCGCAGAGUAG